Molecule: messenger RNA, 1331 nt
Organism: Neogale vison (American mink)
Lineage: Eukaryota; Metazoa; Chordata; Mammalia; Carnivora; Mustelidae
Product: NXPE family member 4-like
Source: RefSeq, a predicted model, not a curated record
UUCCGGAGGGCCAGGAUGUCCUCCCCAGCCCUGAAGGCAGGUGCUUCUGGAAAGGUGACAGACUUCAACAAUGGCACUUACCUUAUCAGUUUCACCCUCUUCCGGGAGGGCUGGGUCUCUCUGUCUGUCCUACUCAUCCACCCCGGUGAAGGGGUGUUGGCUCUCUGGAGGGCAAGGAACCAAGGCUAUGACAGGGUGAUGUUCACAGGCCAAUUUGCCAGUGGCAUCUCCCAUGUUGACACUGACUGGGCCCUGGUUUUAAACUCUAGCACUGAGCUCUGUGAGUACGUGGGUGCUCAAGACCAAGAAUCCUUCUAUGGCGUGAGACCUCAGUACAUGCCCUGUGCUGCACUCACUCACAUGCAUUCCAAAAACACGGAGGUUUCUUUUCUUAGCAGACAAGAAGGGAGCCUCUUCAAAUGGGCAAAUGUGGGUGUAGAGAUUAUGGAAAACAAUAACAAUGCCAUGAAUGUCUCCAAAUGCAACAAGGAAGCCAAACAAAUAUUUAAAUUUUAUCCAGAGGAUUCUUUUUGGGGGGAGACAUGGAUUCCAGUCUCCUGUAGUUUGACUCCAAUCAAAAUAAAAGAAUGCCUAAGAGGAAAAUUCAUAUAUCUAAUGGCCAAUUCCACAAUCCUCCAGUGGAUGGAAUAUUUCAAAAACAGUAUCGACACACUGAAGUCCAUGGAUCUGCAUGAAUCUGGAAGACUUCAACACCAACUUGCUGUGGACUUGGACAAGAAUAUCAACAUCCAGUGGCAAAAACAUGGCUACCCUCUGAUUGGACCAUUGACCUAUUCAGUGAAAGAAAUUGAAUAUAUAGCUCGAGUCAUUGACAGAACUGGAGGAGGAAAGAGCACGGUCAUUGCUAUUUCUCUGGGCCAGCAUUUCAGACCCUUCCCCAUUGAUGUUUUUAUCCAAAGGACCCUCAGUAUCCACAAGGCUGUUCAAUGUCUUCUUCUAUGAAGCCCAGACACUGUGGUUAUUAUCAAGGCAGAAAACAUCAGAGAGAUGCACGGUGAUGUGGAAAGAUUCAGUGACUUUCAUGGUUAUGUCCAGUAUCUUGCCAUUAAGGAUAUCUUUCAAGAUCUCAAUGUGGGUAUCAUUGAUGCUUGGAAUACAACAAUUGCACGUGGCACAAAUAAUGUCCACCUGCCGCAAUCUGUAGUGAUAAAUCAAGUUAGUAUAUUGUUAAACUCUAUUUGCCAGAUGACCCCUCUGAAAUCCAUUCACUUAAUUAAAAACAUUUAUAAAGUGUUUGCUAUUGUGCCCGUUCCUGUGUUUGGCUCUGAACUACCAAUUAGCAUGAGAUAGUCUGCACUAUGGCUAAUCCA